UCUCAUUUAAAUGUACAAUAAAUGCAAUAUCCUUAUAUGCCUGUAGCUUACAUUAAGCUUAAAUAAACAACACAAUCGAUUUUCAUGAGAGUUUCAGUGAUUAUUCUUAGAGAUACCAGGAAAGUUUAGAAAGUAGUUUUAACUACAUCCAAAAAUAUACCAAGUGCCAUAGAUGAAUUAUUGCUCAUCUUUGUCGAAUUAGUUAACAAAGUGAAAUAUACUGAUGCAAACAUACCCGUGACCUGAAACACUAAAAUCGAGAUACACUGAUAAAGUUCCGUAUUUUUUUCUGAGUGAAGUCAGGAUGUACAGAUAGUAUUGGAAGAUAAAUCAUCAACACUUUUUGGAAAAGAAGCAGCAUUAUUUGUUCCAAGUGGCCUCAUGGGGAAUUUAGUCGCAAUGAUGGCUCACAUAAAAAAUCAACGAGGAUGUGAAGUAAUUGUUGGUGACAAAAGUCACAUUUUAUUAUGGGAACAAAGUGGAGCUGCACAGUUUGCAGGUUUGCAAAUGAGAGAAGUCAGAAAUUUGCCAGAUGGUUCAUUUGAUAUGUCAGAAUUAAAAGAUAAAUGUCGACCGUCAAACCCAUGUGAUUACGAAUCUUAUACGUCAUUAAUUUGUAUAGAAAACACUCAUAACUAUCUUGGUGGUGUAGUAGUUCCUCUUGAGUGGCUUGAUCAACUAGGAAAAUUUGCUAAGGAAAAAGACAUACCUUUGCACAUGGACGGAGCUCGAAUAUUUAACGCAGCCGUACACCUUGGUGUUCCUGUCAGUCGAAUAUCUGAACACUGCGAUUCCGUGACGUUCUGUUUAAGUAAAGGACUCGGGGCACCAAUUGGUGCAGUUUUGCUAGGCAAUAAAAUGUUUAUCGAAAAAUGCCGAAGAAUUAGGAAAUCCUUGGGUGGGUCUAUGCGCCAAGCCGGGAUCGUGGCCGCAGCUGGAGUAUACGCCUUAGAUAAUUGUGUGGAAAGACUGGCCGUGGAUCACUGGCACGCCAAGAAAAUCGGGAAUGCUAUUCAUCAAAUGGCCAGUCCUGAUGUGACCGUUAACCUUGAAAAAGUUGAUACCAAUAUACUGAUUGUAAAGUUAAACAAUUCAAAGAUCAGUUCACCUGACUUCUACAACAUGCUGUUGAAGGUAGACAACGAAGACGAUAAUAUUCCGAGUGAAAUCAAUUUAACGUCUGUUAGAAUAUCAUAUUUAUACAAAGGAUGCGUGAGAUUAGUUUUGCAUAAAGAUAUUUCCGAAAAGGACGUGGAUAUGGCUAUUGAAAAAAUAAAAUACGUUAUUGGAAAAAUCAAAUCCUCGAAUUAAAUUAUUAUACUAAACCAAAAAAGUGUAACAUCAUAAGUAAAAGGAGAAAUUAUUUGUACAAUAUAGAAAUAUAUUACAUACCUAUUAAUGUGCAUAGAAUGUAAAAUUUAAAUCAAAA
Molecule: messenger RNA, 1429 nt
Organism: Melanaphis sacchari
Lineage: Eukaryota; Metazoa; Arthropoda; Insecta; Hemiptera; Aphididae
Product: probable low-specificity L-threonine aldolase 2
Exons: 8
Coding region: 382-1311 (309 amino acids)
Biological process (GO): L-threonine catabolic process; glycine biosynthetic process
Cellular component (GO): cytosol
Molecular function (GO): L-allo-threonine aldolase activity
Source: RefSeq, a predicted model, not a curated record